Messenger RNA from Mesorhabditis belari, 1530 nucleotides. The record is from the annotation of a GenBank genome assembly. Lineage: Eukaryota; Metazoa; Nematoda; Chromadorea; Rhabditida; Rhabditidae.
AUGGGUGGAUCGAGUGGACGGGGCCGAGUAUCUGGAACGCAAUUCGAUCAUUUUUUAUAUAAAAACGGAUUGACAACAAGUGAAGUUUCAGAGAUUUUGUGGUCUUCCUUAGCUGCGAAUCGGGUUCAAGCUUGUGAUGGAGAGCGAGUGACUUUGCAUUGUCCUCGGCACACUCAUAUCCACGUGGAUACAGGUUUUUAUGGCCGAGUGGUUCCCCCAUCGGAACUCUGUCCAUCAAGACGGCCUCUUUCCCCCACUCCAUCUUCAUCAUCCUCUCUCCUUCACUCGCAUUCACUCACCUGUGAUGUCAUCCAUGCGAAAGCGAAACUCUCCGAAUUCUGUGACAAACGCCGCAAGUGUACUAUCGUUGUUCAAGCAUCAACGUUUGAAGAGGAUCCCUGCCCGGGAAUCGGAAAAUAUCUACAAAUGAGCUACAAAUGCAGACCAGUCUCCUUCGAAACAGCCUCUUUCUGCGAGGGUGAACAAAUGGGAAUCGAGUGUCGAGAGGGGAAAAAGUUGAGCAUUCAAUCAGCUACAUGGAUCAAAGGCUCAUCCGAUGGGAAAUGUUUAACCGAAAGCGGCUCCAGUCUCUCAAAAGAAAUCCAGAAUCGAGGUUGUUCUCGAGACGUCCUUCUCGAAUUGCUGAGAUGUCAUGGACAGAGUCAAUGCUCAAUGCCGCUCACCGAAACGCAAUUCGGAAAGGCAAAAUGUUUUUCGAAAGCCUUGUACUCACUUCAUGUCUCAUUUGUUUGCGUAAACGAUGAGAUAUUCAGUGAAGAGACGCUAAAAGGAGAACUCGAUUACAGUUUGAAUAAAAAGUACAUUGAGGGCUCUGGAACUGAAUGGGAAGAUGUAAAAGAAGAAAGAAAUCAAAGAAUUCAUCAAUCAUCAAUCAUACAAUCGUCCAAGAGAUCAGAUGAGAAGAAACGAGAUGAGAAAACUUCAUCGCAAGAAAAAUCAAAUUCUUUGAGACAAGUACCGAUUGUUGGCCUCGGAGGGCUGGCAUCGGAAAAGCUGAAAGAAGCCAUUGAACCGAAAGAGAUCACUGUUGAAGAACAUAUUGAGCAUUCAAUGAGUGACCUCUUCUCACCUUCACAAUCCAGAGGCUCAGGGCCUCGAAUCUCUGAAGAACCUCCAGCUUUGCUUAGUGAUUCCGCUGUUAAACCGGUCGUGGAAGAAGUCGCUCGUGAACACCCAAAUCUUGUCGGCAUUGCACAUGACGUUUUUCUAAUCACGAAAUUUUUUGGGGAACAUGGAGAAGAGACACUUUGGGUGAUUGGGAUCGCGAUCACUUUGUGUGUCUGUUGUCCAUUAGCGUUUUGCCUCUGCUUGUGCAGAGCCUCCAAAGUGAAGAAGAGCAGCUCUGAUGGGAAACUCCGAUAUUCGAUUGAGACGAGUCAACUUUUCGCUAAGGGCAGUCAAAUGCUUGACGGCCCGUCCCAUCUCGUUGAUAUCGGCGAUCUACCUGAGGAGACUUUCAUUCGAUACUCGGCCCCGUCCACUCGAUCCACCCAUAUGCACUAUGAUUUU